This is a messenger RNA of Colletotrichum higginsianum IMI 349063, 513 nucleotides long. RefSeq lists its product as uncharacterized. The transcript is spliced from 2 exons. The record is from RefSeq and is a predicted model, not a curated record. Bases 1 to 513 code for a protein of 170 amino acids. NCBI's taxonomy places the organism in Eukaryota, Fungi, Ascomycota, Sordariomycetes, Glomerellales, Glomerellaceae.
AUGUUGACUCGGGGCGAAUCUGGUUCUGGGAUGCCCCCUCGACGAAGGUUGAUUGUCCAGCUCGUACCGGUUGCGUGCACCGGUGCACACGGACGCCAACUCAACCGAAUACAUCAUCGAGCAUGGAAUGGCAGCCAUGGAGAGUGGAGGCUGGCUUCGCCGCUUACGUGCAGCCGUGGCGAACAGAGCUCCAGUGAACCUGUCGGCACAAGGUCUAACCCCCCAAGCUCUGGAAUCCUUGAACUGGAGCUGGAGCUCGAGUGGACGGAGGGAGGAAAAGCCAAGCUGUCGAGUCUCCCUUACAAAGAGUACAAGUACAGACAGGUUGGACGAGGGGAGGGCAACGCAUCGCAUCCCAUCACCGGCCAGUCCAGUCGGGAGAGGGGUCGGUCUGUGUGGGCUCUGGAUUUCCACUUCCACUACCGCUAUGUCCGUGUCCGUCCAAAAGGCGAAUGGCAACCUGUCCGUGUCCGUCCAAAAGGCGAAUGGCAACCUGUCCGAGGCGGCGACUAA